Messenger RNA from Seriola dumerili (greater amberjack), 1670 nucleotides. It is a transcript of the gene mcur1, whose product is annotated as mitochondrial calcium uniporter regulator 1-like. The transcript is spliced from 9 exons. NCBI's taxonomy places the organism in Eukaryota, Metazoa, Chordata, Actinopteri, Carangiformes, Carangidae. Gene Ontology annotation, cellular component: mitochondrion; mitochondrial inner membrane. The record is from RefSeq and is a predicted model, not a curated record. Bases 173 to 1111 code for a protein of 312 amino acids. Gene Ontology annotation, biological process: calcium import into the mitochondrion; positive regulation of mitochondrial calcium ion concentration.
UUAUUUUGAAAGCAAGACCAGACGUCCGGGAGCUUCCUGCGUUAUUGAGCUUGAUGGUAGAAGUAGGUGAAAAGUUGCAAUGCAGCCUGGAUAGGCGCUGUCAGAACCUGUUCCCAGACGGAAGGACAGCUUCGUACUUCAACCUGCUGCUGGAGGAAUACGAGUUGUGACCAUGGUGCUGAAACAGUGUCAUCCUCGACUUAAACGGUUUGUUCUUAACCACAGAGAAAAGUGGUGUGAUCUUUCUCUCCAUCAAGACAAAGUGGGCAGUUUUGUGCCAACGGCAUCGAGAUUUCCCCCGACCAUGUCGACUCUGAUAGCCGUCAUCACAUCACCAUGUCUCCAGUGUGUCAUCGCUGAACCUUCCUGCAGCUCUGAGAGGCCGUGGGGAACGAGACGAGCCCCCGGACUGAAGCAUCUUUCUGCUGUGACACGCAUGUCUGUAAGAGAGCUGAGCACCUCCAUCAGAGCGUUCCAGUAUGAUCUGAGACCAGAUGUACCGAAGUGUGAAGGCCGAAAGCUGUUUUUUGACACACACGCGGUGGUACGACUCCUUGAAGAAAAUGGUUUCACAACGCAGCAAGCCGAGGUGAUAGUUAAGGUACUGCUGAGGAUGACCAACUCUAACAUGGAUGUAAUCUAUAAUGACAUGGUAACCAAAGUGCAGCAGGAGAUAAUGCUGCAGCGUGUGAUGUCUCAAAUAGCAGCUGUAAAGAAGGACAUGAUAAUCCUUGAGAAGAGCGAGUUCUCCACUUUACUUGCAGAGAAUGAGAAACUCAAGAUCCAGUUAUUGCAGCUCAAGGUUCAACUGGCUGAUAUAAUGAAUAAAGUGCGCUCAGACAAUAUUUUGGACAUGAAUUUGGAGAAAAGCCGUGUGAAGGAAUUGAAAGCAGAGCAUGAGAAGAAGCUUCUGGAAACGCGAACUGAAAUUAUGGAAAUGACUGCAGAGCAAGAUCGUCAUUUGACUCAGACCAACAUGAAAAUAGACACUGAAGUGGCCGGUUUGAAAACCAUGUUAGAGUCUCAUAAACUGGAUACUAUAAAAUAUCUUGCAGGUUCAGUGUUCACUUGUCUUACUGUGGUUCUGGGAUUCUACCGUAUUUGGAUGUGAGCAGUUGUCAGCACACAGUAACAUGUGCCAAACAUUUGCUGAGCGUUCCUGUGAAAGCCCAGUAUUCAUGUCAAACAAUGUUUUGACGUGUCCCUCACCCAAGCAAACAGACUGUGGUUAUGACUGUCACAUGACCUGUCUUAAUACUUGAACGUUCAGUGCAUCCUCUGAAUCUAUCAGCAUUCAGAGACCUAUUCUCUUUCACGUCUGACCUCAUUUUAUUGCAUUUUAUUGAUGAAUAUGACUUUGCAAUUACUGCUGCCAUCUCAUUAUUUUACCCUCAUUUUCAGAAGGAAUGAUAAACUGAGAAAUAGUAGUAAGGAAGUAAGACUAUUCCACCUGUUUUUGAGUAAAUGAAAAGUUGAAGCUGAAGUUAAUUUUUUUUUAUUGUGUAAAUAUUUUAUUUAUGUAUUAAGCUGUAAAUAAGAUAUAUGUCUGGAACUCAGAAGGGAUUUAUGUAACUAAAUUAUCACAUAUAUUUUACUUGUAUCUAUCGUUAUAUCUUGUGGUUUCAGAUAUGUUUUAAAGGGACUUUGGAUAUUUGAAUAAAAUAAAUAAA